Molecule: messenger RNA, 665 nt
Organism: Phalaenopsis equestris
Lineage: Eukaryota; Viridiplantae; Streptophyta; Magnoliopsida; Asparagales; Orchidaceae
Product: nudix hydrolase 23, chloroplastic-like
Molecular function (GO): hydrolase activity
Source: RefSeq, a predicted model, not a curated record
GACUCUUCCUGCUGGUUACUUGGAGAUCGGGGAGUCAGCUGCUGAAGGGGCAAUGAGGGAAACCUUUGAAGAAGCAAACGCUGAAGUUGAAAUUAUUUCACCAUUUGCUCAAUUAGAUAUUCCUUACAUUGGACAGAGCUACAUCAUAUUCCGAGCAAAAAUGAAGAAGCCUUAUUUUUCGGCUGGCUCGGAAUCACUGGAAUGCACUCUUUUCUCUCUGGAUGACAUACCCUUCGGAUCACUCGCAUUUUCAUCAGUAUACGUCGCAUUAAAAAUGUAUGCUGAAGAUGUGAAGAAUGAGAAGCUUAAGUUUCACUACUGCAUCAUAAACAAGAGACCUGGAGCAAGCCUAUCUGAUCCCAAUGGUUUUGAUUUGGAACAUCACCUGCAUUCAUGAAUUUUCGGAAAGCCUGAGUUUCUCAGGUUAGUGCUUUUACUUCCCCUGUAAUUCUUCAUAACAUGUGUUCCGGAUCAUGAUUUGUCUGCUGCAAUGGAGCUUUUAACCACUUUGCCCAUCUAAUUUAGUAAUCCUUCACUAAGGUUAGGGGUUGGGGUGUAAAGUUUCUUUUUAUAGAUCAGUCCCUUGGUUUAUCAUUUGCAAAUAUGCUGUUAAGUAUAUUAUAUCAUUAUUAUUAUGUUAUUUAUCAUUUUUAUUCUUUUUAGAU